Molecule: messenger RNA, 1503 nt
Organism: Pyricularia pennisetigena
Lineage: Eukaryota; Fungi; Ascomycota; Sordariomycetes; Magnaporthales; Pyriculariaceae
Exons: 3
Coding region: 1-1503 (500 amino acids)
Biological process (GO): NAD+ biosynthetic process
Cellular component (GO): cytoplasm
Molecular function (GO): pyridoxal phosphate binding; kynureninase activity
Source: RefSeq, a predicted model, not a curated record
AUGGCUGCUACCCAAAAAAGCAUCUGUGCCAUACCGGCGGACCCCAUCGAGUUCCCUGCCGAUGCCAACACCCUGGACUACGCCCGCUCUGAGGACGCCAAAUGCCCGAUACGGCACAUGCGCGAGCACUUUAUUUUCCCCACCCGUGCGUCGCUGAAGAAGAAGGCUCUUGAUGGACGCCUGCCAGCAUACCCACCUAACCAUGCCAAACCUGGAGAGACAGCCACAGUCCAAAACGGCACCUCCAAGACCGCCGACUCCAACGACGACAAUGUCACACCUGCCGUCUACUUUUGUGGCAACUCGCUCGGCCUGCAGCCCAAGGCCACCAGAGAUUACAUCAAUGCCCAGCUAGAGACCUGGGCGUCCAUCGGCGUCCAUGGUCACUUCACCCCGUGGGAUAACUCGCCGUUGAAAUCCUGGCAGGACAUGGCCGCUGAUUGCGCCGUCCAGUCGGCAACCGUUGUCGGCGCCAGCCCAGACGAAAUUGCCAUCAUGAACACCCUGACUGUCAAUCUUCAUAUGAUGAUGGCCUCGUUCUAUCGUCCCACUGAAAAGCGUCACAAGAUCAUUUCAGAGUGGAAGCCCUUCCCCAGCGAUACUUAUGCCAUCGCCUCCCAGAUCCAAUGGCAUGGUCUUGAUACAGCCACCUCCCUGGUUGAGAUUCACCCAGAUGAGAGUUACUACAUCUCAACCGAAAAGAUCCUCGCCACCAUCGAUGAGCACGCCGACAGCACAGCCCUCCUGCUCCUGCCCGGAAUCCAGUACUGGAGUGGCCAGCUCUUCGACAUACCUCUGAUCACGGCCCACGCCCGCGCCAAGGGCAUCGUCGUCGGGUGGGACCUUGCUCACGCCGUCGGCAAUGUACCUCUGAGCCUGCACGAUUGGGACGUCGACUUUGCCGUCUGGUGCACGUACAAGUACCUCAACGCCGGUCCUGGUGCCAUCGCCGGCGCCUUUGUCCACGAGAGGCAUGGUAAGGUCGACAGCGAUGGCUUUAAGCAGCGGUUGUCCGGCUGGUACGGCAACAACAGGGCUACACGCUUCAACAUGGCCAAGGAGUUUGACCCCACCCCUGGCGCCCAGGGCUGGGUUGUGAGCAACCCCUCGGCCAUCGAUCUCGCCAGCUUGGGUGCCGCCCUAUCCGUGUACAACCUGACCACCCCGGCCGACCUGAGGAAGAAGUCGCUGCGGUUGACGGCUUACGCAGAGCACCUGCUCAACGGCAUUCUCAAGGACGAGUCCGCCUCUUCUGCGGGUGACGGGAAGAAGCCCGCAUUUAGAAUCAUCACUCCUUCGAACAAAAACGAGCGCGGCGCCCAGCUGAGCGUGCUCCUCCGGGAGGGGCUAUUGGACGCCGUCGGUGAAAAGAUGGAGGCCGCCGGUGUUGUGUGCGACAGGCGCAAACCCGACGUGAUGCGCGUGGCCCCGGUACCCAUGUACAAUUCGUACGAGGAUGUGUGGAGGUGCGUUGAUGCGCUUAGGAAGGCCGUCAUGUCAUAA